Cyphellophora attinorum is the source of this 1776-nucleotide messenger RNA. RefSeq names its product putative hydrolase. The transcript has a single exon. Lineage: Eukaryota; Fungi; Ascomycota; Eurotiomycetes; Chaetothyriales; Cyphellophoraceae. The record is from RefSeq and is a predicted model, not a curated record. Bases 1 to 1776 code for a protein of 591 amino acids.
AUGGCUAUUAUCUUACUCCCUCUUGUUUUGCUGCCCCUAGCAUUAGCUAUUCCACAUGUGUCGAGGGCAUCAAAGUUCAAUUCAACGAUCGAAUGGCGAUCGUGCCCGGAAGUGAAGGAUUUAGUUGAUGCUUCGAACGGCGUAGAAGGAGCUCCUUUCGAUUGUGCUACGUUACCAGUCCCACUCGAUUACGAAGCUAAUGAUGGGGUCCUCCUCGAUCUCGCACUCUUCCGCGUCAACGCUACAAAGGAGCCUGUACUCGGCACAGUCCUCUUCAACCCUGGCGGUCCAGGCGGAACUGGUGGAGAGAAUCUCCCAAUUCAAGGUCCAGACAUUGUUGAGACUCUCGGAGGACAGUAUCAUGUCGUCUCAUGGGACCCACGGGGAACCGGAAACACUCUUCCAUUCAACUGCAAUCAUACACAAUUCGCAUCAACGCUCAGCAAGCGCGACGAAGCAGCUCACCUCAUCAACACCAACGUGACCGAGUACUUCCUUAGCGAAGGAUGGGAAGCCUCCGUUGCGUACGCAGAUGCAUGCUUCGAGCAGAUGCAGGAGACUGGUCGCUUGAUCGGCACUGCUUACACGGCUCGAGACAUGCUCGCAAUCGUGGACGCUCUCAGCGAGGGUGGGCAGCUCCGGUACUGGGGUCUGAGCUAUGGCACAGCGCUCGGCAACUAUUUUGCGGCCCUGUUUCCAGACAGAAUCGAACGUAUGCUGCUUGACGCAAACAUGAACCCAUGGGAAUAUCGUAGGGGUAGUUACGGGCCAUACCCACAGGACUCGGACAAAACGUUCAACGCCUUCCUCGAUGAAUGCAUCAAGAAUGCCCCUAAUUGCAGCCUGGCCACCUCUACCAAUGCCUCGUCAUCGGCCGACAUCAUCGAGGCCAUCAAUGCCAGCCCCAACAUUGGAUUCGCAGAACUCGCCGCAAGUGCCAGCACGUCUACAGCGGAUUAUUACGCCCUUCUGAUAUCCAAGUUUUGGGUUUUUCGCCGACUCUACGAUCCCAUAGGGUGGCCAACUCUCGCAGAGGACUUGGCGUUUCUCCUGGCCGGCAAAAUACCCGAAUCCCUUCUGCCCGCCAACACCACGGGAGAUGCGCCUCCCAAGUAUAACGCUCUUGCUCCGAAUGCCCUCGAUGGCAUCCGCUGCAGCGAUGCGCUCUGGUCGGGGACGACUGACCCGCUCGAAAUUCUUGACGACGUCGAGAAAUCUGCCAACACAUCUCUUGACUUUGCAGACACUCUGUUCACUUCUACGUGGGCAUGUGCCGCGUGGAAGCUACCAGCCAAAGAGCGCCUCGAGGGCCCAUUCGAACACGAGACCAGUUUUCCCAUCUUGUUCGUCAAUGGCCUGUUUGACCCAGCUACUCCUGCGGCGUUCGCCGUGAACGCCAGUAUGGGAUACAAAGACUCGAAGGUUCUGCUGCACAACGGCUAUGGACACGGUCUUAUGGCAAAUCCCAGUGAGUGUGUCAAGGGUUAUGUGAGUAGGUACUUUAUGGAUGGCGAGCUGCCGGAGGAGAGUGGUGAGGACGGAGAAAUAUGCGAACGCGAUCAAGGCCCGUGGGAGAUGUACGCUGACAGAAUAGCGGCUGAGAGCUCGGCGACGGAGAGCGCUGGUAGUGAGACGAGCAGUGCGAGUGGAAGCACAACCUCUGCUGCAAGCUCAGCCACCUCGACUGUGACCAGUGGUGCAAUGGGGAGGCAUACGCCUUUUAUACAUUACGUAUGGCUGACGGCUGGUGUGUUGGGGUUGGCUGCUUUGUUGUAA